AUGGCCCUUCUCGACCUGCCCACGUGUGUGCGCAGGCGCAUCUUCGAGUAUAUUCUCGUGCGCGACGACUGUCCCAUCGACUUGAGCUUCUGGGCGUCGCGGUCGUACCAGACACCCGAGGAGUUGCAGUACCAACAGCAGCAUGGCAUGCACCAGUGCUGGCGCCGCGCCAGCCAGCCCGGCCAGCAUAAACCGCACAACCGGACGUGCGUCUGUCCUGCCGUGCCCGUUGCGCUGUUGCGCGUCUGCCGGGUCGUGCACGCCGAGGCGGUGCGUGUGCUGUACGGGCAAAACCGGUUCGUGCUCCGCGGACGCACAUUCUCCCUCACGCACGGCGAUGCCGGCGGCAACGACAAUCACGACAACGACUACCGGCUGCGGCGCCUGCCAUGCGCCGACCAAUUUGCGCCGCUGCUCAUGGCCAUUCCUCUGUACGGACUGGCGAGCAUGGGCUCGCUCUUGGUGCGGCUCAACUGCUGGCCUUGUCCGCUGGGCCAUGAAGAGACAGGCUUCACGUAUCGGUACCGCACGAACCCGUUUGAACAUGUAGAGGGCGGCGUGGCAACCGGUUACUGCCGGUUCUGCAACAUGCGGUCCGACCGUGCCGACGAGCCACUUGUACUGCGGCCGGCCACAGAUGGCUCCGACGAUUCGACCGUAGCAGCAGAGGACACAGGUGCGCCUGUGCCCACCAAUGACGAGUCGAUGAUGCAAGUGUGGGACGACGUCUGCGCACGUUUGGCGGCGGCCCUCGAAACGUAUCCACAAGACAAGCCGCUCCUGGACCUGACCGUCAUCAGCGACGUGGGCAGCGUCGAGGCGGCUGAGAGAGUGGUUUCUCCGUUGAAGCGGGCCGUUCUGCCUGCAUCACGAUUGAGGGACUGCACCAUCCGACUUGGCCGGCGGCGACGGGAUUUUGAUCUAAAGGCAGUAGCCCAGCAAGCCGUCCUGGCUCUCACGACGGGUGCCGAUACGAGAACGAAUGCCACGGACACCACGGAUACGACAGCCACACAGAAAACGGAAUCCAGACACAUCUUCCCAUUCUACCGCCUACCUGCCGAGCUCCGCGUCAAGAUCCUCGAGUACACCGAUCUCGGCCGUGUCAGAGAGGUCAAGUUCCGCGACCGCCGCCCGCUGUUCCGCAGCACAACCGUCCUCGGCGCCCCCUGCUGCAGCAACUGCACGGACGCGCGCAUGGACUGCUGCUGUCCGCGCUACUAUGCGUCCGUGUCGGCGCACUGCACGUGUGUCAUCCUGCCCGUCGAGCUCUUCCUGGUGGACCGCCAAAUGUACCGCGAAGCCGCCCACGACGUCUUGUAUGCCAAGACCGCCUUUGCCUACGAGAGCGAUACGUUUGCCAUGACCUUGGAAGCGCUCCAACAGCUGACGCCGGCCACGCUCCGACGGAUGACCACGCUCCACAUUGUCGUCUCGGGCGAGCAGUUCCCCUUGUGGAGAAAGUCGAGCCGCGCAUUCUACGUCCGCCACUACAACGCAGACGGGCAGCGUGUGGUGUCCUCUGGGGCGUGGACCUACGACCCCCACCGCGGCGACACUACGUGGGCAUCGCUCAUCGCCUUCAUCCGCGACCACAUGGACCUCCCCCGCCUCACGCUCCACCUCGACGUGCGCGACUGCAUCUGGGACCGGUACGAGUUUUAUGUGCUGAGCGAGGCGGAGGACGAAAUGCCCGCGUCGUUUCACGAAGCCUACUGCAUGUACAUGGACCUGGUCACCGUGCUGUGCACGCUCGAGGAGCUCAAGGGCUUCCGGAUGCACAGCACCGUCUACUGCAACUUGGAGCCCUGGCUGGUACGGCAGGUCCUGGGCGACCGCGACCCCUACAAGGGCGGCCUUGCCAACGCCGACGUCGAGGUAUUGCAUUCACCGGCGACGAAACGCCGGCCGAAUCGGUUCAUACCGUCCUACCAUGACGUCAACAUCCCACUGCCGGGGUCCCACUGGCACCCAGAGAAGUCGAAUGCGGAUUUGGCUUGA
Molecule: messenger RNA, 2001 nt
Organism: Sporothrix schenckii 1099-18
Lineage: Eukaryota; Fungi; Ascomycota; Sordariomycetes; Ophiostomatales; Ophiostomataceae
Exons: 1
Coding region: 1-2001 (666 amino acids)
Source: RefSeq, a predicted model, not a curated record